Molecule: messenger RNA, 1125 nt
Organism: Cornus florida
Lineage: Eukaryota; Viridiplantae; Streptophyta; Magnoliopsida; Cornales; Cornaceae
Product: protodermal factor 1
Exons: 3
Coding region: 65-934 (289 amino acids)
Source: RefSeq, a predicted model, not a curated record
ACCCUUUUCUCUCUUUGUUUUUUCUCUUAUUGCUGUAAGUUCUCUUGAAACCAGACAGACAGAGAUGACGAGGGAAAGAAACAAACAGGCCAGCUCUCUGCUCAUGUGGGCUUUGUUUGCUGGGUUGCUUUCUCACAACUUGCUCAUUCCUGUCAUGUCUACUACAACUAUUGUUGAAGAUCAAAAGAACUACUACACUACUCCAGACCCAGGAAGUGGAACUCCCCCCACAAGUUCACACACUAGUCCACCACAUGGAACUCCGCCUUCACCUAGCUCAGGAGGGAGCUACACACCGCCCUCUCAUCCAACCCCAUCACAUGGUGGCUAUGGCAGCACACCACCCCCCUCAGGCGGAGGCAACUGCGGAACACCGCCAAGUGGAGGACAUCAUCACGACCCUACUCCAACCCCUCCUAGUGGUGGUGGGUACUACAACUCUCCUCCAACUUCCGGUGGCAGUGUUCCUCCAACCAUUGUCACCCCACCAUCCAUUCUCACCCCACCACCUACUCCAUUCUUUGACCCAGGCACUCGGACUCCUCCCGGUAUCUCACCACCGACGCCUCCAUUUGACCCAAAUUCGCCGCCCUUUACAUGCAAUUAUUGGAGAACUCACCCGGGAUUGAUAUGGGGUAUCUUGGGCUGGUGGGGAACUUUGGGCAGCGCAUUUGGCAUGCCUAGCAUUCCAGGGUUGGGCAAUAAUAUGAGCUUGCAGCAAGCGCUUUCAAACACUCGUACUGAUGGGUUUGGAGCACUCUACCGCGAAGGGACGGCUUCCUUGCUAAACUCCAUGGUGAACAAGAGGUUCCCUUUCACAACCAAGCAAGUCAGGGAAAAUUUUGUCACAGCAGUCAGCUCGAACAAGGCUGCAGCGGCUCAGGCACAACUCUUCAAGCUGGCAAACGAAGGCAGACUCAAGCCCAGAGCCUGAAAACCAAAGUUAACUCUUCAGCAUCUAGCCAUUUUCAGUUUGUGUUUUCAAUGCAUUUUCUUAGGUGGUGCAUGUUACCUUGGAUGGAGAUUUAUAUGCGUUCUUAGUUUCCUAUGAUGUUACAGAUUUUAAGAUGGAUACCAACUUUAUGUUUUCCUAGUUAUAAAUAAGAUUAGUGUGGUUUGGUUUCA